GCCAGAGCCACGGAGGCGACAAAUCAACCCACAGCGCUAGGGCCACCACUGCGUUUCCGCUACCAGCCAGCGCUAGAGUAGAAGUCUGCAUCACCGUCGACCAAACUCCCCCUUCUCCUUUUUCCCCAACAAACGUCUCGAUACCCAGCACAUCAUCCAGCCUGCAGCGCGGGUACAUCCUCAGACGAAAGAAGAUAUCCCGAUUUUUUACAACUCCGAAUUUAUCCCCUUCCUCGGCGUAACACUGUACCAGUCAGCUGUCAACGCCAACCACGACCAUCUUCAACUCCCGUCUUCUCCGACACCCUUCUUCCCACACACAGCACCUCACUACGCCGCCAUCAUGUCGGAAGCAUACGAGAGAGAGAGCCAGAACAACUCGCGCCUGGAGGAGCUGUCCUCCAAGGUCUCUGCGCUGCGAGGCGUCACGAUGAACAUUUACGACAACGCACGCGCCCAAGACGUCAUUGACAAUACGUCCGAGACGUUUUCUUCCAUGACAACCCAAAUGCGCGGCUCAGCGUCUCGCCUCACUCGAAUGGCAGCCUCGGGAAACAGAGUCGCAAUUCUCAAGCUAGCCGGAAUUAUCAUCGCCGCCUUCUUCUUCAUAUACUACGCCACCAAGGCUAUAUUUUAAAACAUAACAACCAACGACGAACGAUGAUGCAGACGGGGAGAGCGUUUUGAAGGAUCAAAGCGGCGAACGGCUGCACUAUGUUGAGUGUUCAGGUAGAUAUGGUUUUUGGCGUAUAUCUUGUUUCUGAUGGAUUGUUUUGGAGCAAUACCCUUGGCAUACAUAAGGCGUUUUGGGAGAAAUAAGCUUGUUUUAAUGCUAAUUAUCAUCAUUUUAUUCUAUCGAAAACCAACCUCCCGUGACAACCCGCAUGUGCCUUUUUUCAUCAUAACAUGCUCCCCUGCCCUGCGCCAACUUUUUGAUACCCACACUUGAAACCAUCUUCCCAUUCUAUAAAGAGCUUCCGAAUUAUAGGCUCAUGCACUAGAGUGUUUUCAUAUUUAUUGCCAUACGUUGGAGAAUAGAUCGUCAUCACCGCCAAAUCCACCCUGCUUGCCUCCCUGUUGGCCACCAGAUGCAGCGUUUGUGGUACCUGUGCUGGAGGACCAACCACCGAACUCUUCAUCCGCAGCAACCUUGGGGGCAGGGCUGAAGCCACCACCAGCGCCAGGAACAAUAGGUGUCUGCGAAAAGCCACCAGUGGCACCGGGGACAAUAGGGGUCUGUGACAAUCCACCGGCUGUUCCCCAUCCGAAAUCGCCGGCUGGGGCAGGCUUCGAAAUCUCGGGGCUCUUGUGAACUGGCGCGGGGGCGGGUGCAGGUGCGGAUGGUGUUGCCCAAGCAUUGUCACCCCAAACAUCGGCGCCAGAGGCCACGGCGGCGGCGGCUACAGUGGGAGCAGGCGCUGGGGAUGGCUUCGGCUGGCUUAGGUUGAAAACGGAGGAGCUAGGGGGAGAGGUUGCUUUAGCAAGAGGAGGCGAGGCCUGUGAGACGGGUGCGGAUAAGUCGAAGAGAUCGCCCAUGGUCGAUGAAGCAGGCUGGGCAGGUUUGGCUUGCGCUGCAGGAGUGGCUGAAGCGAAGCCGCCAAAGUCACCAAAGCCAGAGUUGGAUGGCUUGGGUUGGUGCACGGGAGCAGCAGGCUGUGCUGGCUUGGUAUCAAAGAAGCUGCCGCCGCUCAGUCCUCCGAAUGCAUUGCUGGUUUGUUGAGGCGCAGGCUGGCUCAUGGACGAUGCGUUUCCGAAGCUGGCAAAAGGAUCGGAGGCGACAGGCUUGGGGGCGUUGUUGUUGUUGGAGAUGCUGAGUCCGCCAAAGGCAUCGUUGAAUCCGCCAGUUGCCGGUUGCGUAGGAGAUGCCAUCCCUCCAAACGAGUUUUGCUGCUGAACGGGCGCCUUGGGGGCGGAGGCGUAGAGGGAUAGAAUAGACUGCUUCAGAUCGGGGCGAGAUUGGGCUGCAGCGGCGGCGGUACCCGGCGUACUGGCAGGUCGGGGAGGGGCAGCAGGCUCGCCGAGGAAGUCUAGGCCAAGUAGCGAGUCCUUUGCAGCAGUGGCUUUGGGUGGUGCUGGGGCUGCCUUGGCUGAGGGUGGUCCAGACGAGGUCUGACGAGCGGGAGCAGGAUCAGGGCCCCCAAAGAGGUCAAUCUGGGCGGCGGGUUGCGCUGCUGGUGCUUGCUGUUGUCUCUCGACGGGCUGUCUCGUCGGUGCGGCGGCUACCGGUGCAGCGGCAUCGUCGCCUAGAGUGGCGGGGUCGGGGAUAGGUCCGUCCAUCGCCCACCGCUUGAGGUCGUACUUUGUGCGGAUGAAGUUUUCGAUCUUGGCUUCGGACGGCGCAUGGCCCUCGGCAAGCUUGGCCUCCCAGUACUUGUUGGCGCGCGCAUUGCCCCAGUUGACGACGCUCUGUAAUUGUUCGUCGGUCCACGAGUCGAGAUCGACAGACUUGACCCUGCUGAUGUGGGUGCCCAUGCCACGGUGAAUACCGGAGCAGCGGAUGCAGAUGAAGACA
[Torrubiella] hemipterigena is the source of this 2512-nucleotide messenger RNA. The record is from the annotation of a GenBank genome assembly. Lineage: Eukaryota; Fungi; Ascomycota; Sordariomycetes; Hypocreales; Clavicipitaceae.